Messenger RNA from Galeopterus variegatus (Sunda flying lemur), 3733 nucleotides. RefSeq names its product sema domain, seven thrombospondin repeats (type 1 and type 1-like), transmembrane domain (TM) and short cytoplasmic domain, (semaphorin) 5A (gene SEMA5A). Lineage: Eukaryota; Metazoa; Chordata; Mammalia; Dermoptera; Cynocephalidae. The transcript has 18 exons. The coding region runs from base 1 to 2682 and encodes 893 amino acids. Gene Ontology annotation, biological process: axon extension; axon guidance; neural crest cell migration. The record is from RefSeq and is a predicted model, not a curated record. Gene Ontology annotation, molecular function: semaphorin receptor binding; chemorepellent activity.
AUGGCAGAUCUUCUUCCGUUUGUAGCUGCUUGCUUUCCUGACCAAGACUUGUUGGAUACUAGAGAUACUAGAGAAAAACUACGUGUUUCUCAUGCUAUUUGUCCUCAAGAUUUUUCUCCUUUCUUAUUGCUUCCAGAACCAAACUUCGUGUCAUCUUACGACAUUGGGAAUUUCACCUACUUCUUUUUCCGAGAAAAUGCUGUGGAGCAUGACUGUGGAAAAACUGUGUUCUCAAGAGCAGCCAGGGUCUGCAAGAAUGACAUUGGGGGACGGUUCCUUCUGGAGGACACCUGGACCACGUUCAUGAAGGCGCGUCUGAACUGCUCCCGCCCUGGGGAGGUCCCCUUCUACUACAACGAAUUGCAGAGCACUUUCUUCCUGCCAGAGCUGGAUCUGAUCUAUGGCAUCUUCACCACCAAUGUCAACAGCAUCGCUGCCUCGGCUGUGUGUGUCUUCAACCUGAGUGCCAUCUCGCAGGCCUUCACUGGCCCCUUCAAGUACCAGGAGAACUCACGCUCCGCCUGGUUGCCUUAUCCCAACCCCAACCCCAACUUCCAGUGCGGCACCGUGGACCAGGGCCUGUACGUGAACCUGACAGAGAGAAACCUGCAGGAUGCUCAGAAGUUCAUUCUGAUGCACGAGGUGGUGCAGCCGGUGACCACAGUGCCAGCCUUCAUGGAGGACAACAGCCGCUUCUCCCACGUCGCCGUUGACGUGGUGCAGGGCAGAGACAUGCUCGUCCACAUCAUCUACUUAGCCACAGAUUACGGCACCAUUAAGAAAGUGCGGGCACCCCUGAAUCAGACCCUGGGUAGCUGUCUGCUGGAGGAGAUCGAGCUCUUCCCUGAGAGGCGGAGGGAGUCCAUCAGGAGCCUGCAGAUCCUCCACAGCCAGAGCGUCCUGUUCGUGGGCCUGCGGGAGCACGUGGCCAAGAUCCCUCUGAAGAGGUGCCACUUCCACCGCAUGCGCAGCACCUGCAUAGGGGCCCAGGACCCUUACUGUGGCUGGGACAUGGUGAUGAAGAAAUGCACGAGCCUCGAGGAGAGCCUGAGCAUGUCACAGUGGGAACAGAGCAUCUCCACCUGCCCGACCAGGAAUCUCACAGUGGAUGGGCACUUCGGUGCGUGGUCUCCAUGGACACCCUGCACGCACACGGAUGGCAGCGCCGUGGGAUCCUGCCUCUGUCGAGCCCGCUCCUGCGACAGCCCCACGCCGCAGUGUGGCGGCUCACCGUGCGACGGCCCCAGCAUGGAGAUCGCCAACUGUUCCAGGAAUGGAGGCUGGACCCCGUGGACUUCGUGGUCUCCCUGCAGCACCACUUGUGGGAUUGGCUUCCAGGUGCGGCAGCGGUCCUGCAGCAACCCCACUCCUCGGCACGGGGGCCGGGUGUGCGUGGGACAGAACCGCGAGGAAAGAUACUGCAAUGAGCACUUGCUGUGCCCCCCUCAUGUGUUCUGGACAGGCUGGGGUCCCUGGGAACGGUGCACAGCCCAGUGCGGGGGCGGCAUUCAAGCUCGCCGCAGGACCUGUGAGAAUGGGCCCGACUGUGCAGGCUGUAACGUGCUCUUUUCAGAAGGCUGCCUUUUGCUCUUCCUGCUGCAAGAACGACUGAGCCUGGACACUGUGGGGCACUCACCCCACUUGCUGCCCUGGCACGGGCUCCACAGAGUGGAUGCAGAGAGACAGGGAGAAUGUUCCAGUGGAGAUGGUCAGCAUGAGAAGGUCUGCCUGGGCACCUUCUUUGCUGAUCUUUCCAGGCUUUCUGGUGAUUUCCUGCGUGCUGGCAGAUACUCUGCUCACACCGUCAACGGGGCGUGGUCAGCCUGGACGUCAUGGUCCCAGUGCAGCCGCGACUGCAGCAGGGGCAUUCGGAACCGGAAGCGUGUUUGCAACAACCCCGAGCCCAAGUACGGGGGCAUGCCUUGCCUGGGCCCGUCCCUGGAAUACCAGGAGUGCAACAUUUUGCCCUGCCCAGUGGACGGCGCGUGGUCUUGCUGGUCUUCCUGGUCAAAAUGCUCAGCAACGUGUGGCGGCGGACACUACAUGAGGACCCGUUCAUGCACGAAUCCCGCUCCGGCCUACGGAGGGGACAUCUGCCUGGGGCUGCACACAGAAGAGGCGCUGUGUAACACGCAGCCCUGCCCCGAGAGCUGGUCGGAGUGGUCAGCCUGGUCUGAGUGUGACGCGUCUGGUGUCCAAGUCCGGGGCCGCCAGUGCAUCCUUCUGUUCCCUGUGGGCACCCAGUGUUCCGGAAACACCACAGAGAGCCGCCCAUGUGUUUUUGAUUCUAAUUUCAUCCCGGAAGUAUCUGUGGCAAGAUCCAGUAGCAUAGAAGAUAAAAGGUGUGGAGAGUUCAACAUGUUCCACAUGAUCGCCGUGGGGCUGAGCAGUUCCAUCCUCGGCUGCCUCGUCACCCUGCUCGUGUACACCUACUGUCAGCGUUACCAGCAGCAAUCCCACGAUGCCACUGUCAUCCACCCCGUCUCGCCUGCCCCUCUCAACACCAGCAUAACGAACCACAUCAACAAACUGGACAAGUACGACUCGGUGGAGGCCAUCAAGGCAUUUAACAAAAACAACUUGAUUCUAGAGGAAAGAAACAAAUACUUCAACCCACAUCUCACUGGGAAGACAUAUUCUAAUGCCUACUUUACAGAUCUCAAUAAUUAUGAUGAGUAUUAAAAGCUCUUCUAUUUUUGGCUUCUUGUAAAUCCUCAGUUCCUCAAGUCCUGUGCUCCAUGACUGUCCAUGUUUCUGAGGCUCCAGAGAUGAUGUUUGGAUACAUUUCACAUUCAUUUCAAGCUGCAAAUGUCCUGUUGCUGCCAGAAAUACAUGUCCUUAAAAGCAACAAAAAUGUAAACAUGACAUCCUGAAAAUCUGACCUACAAGUUUUGAUUAUUGUUGAAUGAGUCACAGUGUGAGGUUUUCUAUUGUGUUCAGUCCGUUUCUCUAACAAGUCCAUUUUUUUCUUGAGCUUUAUCUUAUAAAUAUGCCACCCACAUGGGAAGGAGUCUUUAGAAAUGUGCACAUCUUAUAGCUUUUGAGUGUAAAUCUCCAUGAUCUUUUAAUUCAAGAAAAUAGGCACUUUAUCUGAGAGUCCCCCCCACCUCCACAAGAGUGCAUAGGUUUGUAGUAUUUAAUAAAAUGAAGAAAACGAACGUGGCCAAACAAUUAUUCACCAUGAAUCUUUCACCUUACCGAAUCUGGAUAAUACAUGGAUUCUCGGAAGCAUCUUGUGUUUGGACAUAGAAUGAUUGUGGCCGGGGGAAGCCUAGGGAUUACACCUGGCCUGCACCUGCAGAGGUGAGGGUUGAGUGUGGCCCACCCCACUGUGGAUUUGACACAGUUACUGUGUUAUCACUGGUGGAGGUGGACACACGGAGCAGAGGCACAGACUCAACGAGGUGUGAACCCGUUCUGUAGGUUGCUGCAAAACUAGCCUUAUUCUGACUUUCGUAUUUCAUGGUAUUCCAGGGAGCUCCGUGCCAUGCUGUUGGCCUGGAAGCCCACCUGUCUGCUCCAUACUAAUGUCCUGAAGAGCCAGUCUGUAAAUAACCACUUGUUUAGCAGUUGGAUAGACUACACCUCCUCUCUUCCUGCAAAGAAAAAUCCUGAACAUUUAUGAUGCCAAUUAGGGAAAGUAUUGAAAGUACUGAACUAUAACUAAAAACAACUUUUAAAAUUUUCCGUGUUAUGGAAAGUAUUAAAGGAACUGACGUUUAAUGAAAAGCAA